AUGGGCCAGGCCAAUCCUCAAGAUGUCUUGUCCUCCAAUGUCUCCUUGGACAAUCCUCAUGGUGUCUUGUCCUCCAAUGUCUCCUUGAACAAUCCUCAUGAUGUUUUGUCCUCCAGGGUUUCUUUGGAUAAUCCUCAAGAUGUCUUGUCCUACAAUGUCUUCUUGGACAAUCCUCAAGAUGUCUUGUCCUCCAAUGUCUCCUUGGACAAUCCUCAAGAUGUCUUGUCCUCCAAUGUCUUCUUAGACAAUCCUCAAGAUGUCUUUUCCUUCCAUGUCUCCUUAGACAAUCCUCAAGGUGUCUUGUCAUCCAAUGUCUCCUUGGACAAUCCUCAAGAUGUCUUGUCCUUCCAUGUCUCCUUAGACAAUCCUCAAGGUGUCUUGUCAUCCAAUGUCUCCUUGGACAAUCCUCAAGGUGUCUUGUCCUCCAAUGUCUCCUUAGACAAUCCUCAAGAUAUCUUGUCCUGCAAUGUCUCCUUGGACAAUCCUCAAGAUGUCUUGUCCUUCCAUGUCUCCUUAGACAAUCCUCAAGGUGUCUUGUCAUCCAAUGUCUCCUUGGACAAUCCUCAAGGUGUCUUGUCCUCCAAUGUCUCCUUAGACAAUCCUCAAGAUGUCUUGUCCUGCAAUGUCUCCUUGGACAAUCCUCAAGAUAUAGCCGAGGUCAUAACCUUUCCAGUUGAUGGAACAGUCUUUGCCUUCUUUGCUGGGGGUGAACCAGGGUGCUUCCAUUGUUUAGACUAUUGUUUGGUCCUCUGGGGUAAAAUGAUGGACCCACGUUUUAGUCACAAACCUAUGCUGAAAAAGAACGACGACAACACCAAUAACGGCAAUAUCAACAAGAAGAACGACAACACCAAUAACGGCAAUAUCAACAAGAAGAACGACAACACUAAUAACGGCAAUAUCAACAAGAAGAACGACAACACCAAUAACGGCAAUAUCAACAAGAAGAACGACGACAACACCAAUAACGGCAACAUCAACAAGAAGAACGACAACACCAAUAACGGCAACAUCAACAAGAAGAACGACGACAACACCAAUAACGGCAAUAUCAACAAGAAGAACGACGACAACACCAAUAACGGCAACAUCAACAAGAAGAACGACGACAACACCAAUAACGGCAACAUCAACAAGAAGAACGACGACAACACCAAUAACGGCAAUAUCAACAAGAAGAACGACGACAACACCAAUAACGGCAAUAUCAACAAGAAGAACGACAACACCAAUAACGGCAACAUCAACAAGAAGAACGACGACAACACCAAUAACGGCAAUAUCAACAAGAAGAACGACAACACCAAUAACGGCAAUAUCAACAAGAAGAACGACAACACCAAUAACGGCAACAUCAACAAGAAGAACGACGACAACACCAAUAACGGCAAUAUCAACAAGAAGAACGACGACAACACCAAUAACGGCAACAUCAACAAGAAGAACGACGACAACACCAAUAACGGCAACAUCAACAAGAAGAACGACGACAACACCAAUAACGGCAAUAUCAACAAGAAGAACGACGACAACACCAAUAACGGCAACAUCAACAAGAAGAACGACAACACCAAUAACGGCAACAUCAACAAGAAGAACGACGACAACACCAAUAACGGCAAUAUCAACAAGAAGAACGACAACACCAAUAACGGCAAUAUCAACAAGAAGAACGACAACACCAAUAACGGCAACAUCAACAAGAAGAACGACGACAACACCAAUAACGGCAACAUCAACAAGAAGAACGACGACAACACCAAUAACGGCAAUAUCAACAAGAAGAACGACGAUAACACAGAGGUCCUCCAGUAUCUUCAUAUCAUUAUUGGAGAGUGUGACGCCAUCGGUUUUUAG
Ylistrum balloti is the source of this 1857-nucleotide messenger RNA. RefSeq lists its product as uncharacterized. Bases 1 to 1857 code for a protein of 618 amino acids. NCBI's taxonomy places the organism in Eukaryota, Metazoa, Mollusca, Bivalvia, Pectinida, Pectinidae. The record is from RefSeq and is a predicted model, not a curated record. The transcript is spliced from 4 exons.